UCUUCGGGGGCAGGCAGGUGUCAGGGAGGGUACGUGGGGGAGCAGGUGGGGCCUCCAGUGGGGAGAUGAGCGUGGCUGGUGGGAGGGCAGGGGUCGCUGGACACAUGGGGAAGGCAUGGCCCAUGUCACCAGUGGGCUGGGAGGCAAGAGUCCUAGAAAGAGCCCAGCGGUGGCUGCCCUGUGGGGAGAGGAGGGUCCCCCCACAAACAGUGCCCCCGCUCAGGGACGGGUGCAGCAGUGGGAAGAGCCCACUGGCUCUGGAGUCCUGGCUGCAUGCUGGAGCUGAGUGGCCUUGGUCGUGUCACUCCCCUCCCUCUGGGGCUGAGCACGAGAGCUGCUUCUGCAGGGCCUGGCUCGGGAGAUGGGGCCACACGGCAGGCAGCUGGCGCCCGGAGGGACUGCUCCCUCUCCAGCGCCGUGCUUGGCUCCCCGUGGCUUCUAGCGCUUCCCACAGAGGUCCCCACCUAGGCCUGAAGAUGUUGCCAACGUUGGUCGUAAGACAGCUGGUCCCUGAAGGCAGUUCAGAAAAUACCCCCAAAGUGGCUUGAGCGAAGGUGAUGGUUCUAACGAAGGGUGUGUUCUCCUGGGCGGGCGUGGAGGGGGUAAGCGGGGGGUGGGGGGUGGGGAGGCUGGGCUGCCGCGUGGCUGUGGCAGGUGCUGCAAAACCGAGGCCAAGCCACUGCCCCAGCCUGACCGUGAGAAGCACAGCAAACCCCAGCAGAAGGGCGUCCCACAGACCCCUCCUGGCCUUCCCCGACAGCCCACGGCAUCAAGAUCGAGGGGCCGCGAGCACAGAGCGAGUGCGUUAGGGAAACCGGGGAUCCGAAUCAAGGGUGGAUGUUGGCUAAUAAUGUGUCGGUAUUGGCUCAUGCGUUGUGACAGUGUAUGGCUCGAGCAUUAGGUGGGAAACUGGGUGCAAAGGACCAUCUCACACCUUGUCUGUAAAUGGAAAGCUGUUCCACAAGUUUACUUUUUAAACUGUCCUUAUUCACACACACCCCCAUCCCCAAGCUGUCUCCCCAGGGUCGUGCCCCCCGUCCGGGCUCACCUGCCCGGGUCUUGCCCUCCACCUGGACCAGGUGCGGAGGCCGCAGCGGCCCCGCCCCCGGCCCCGCCCCGGCCCCGCCCCCCGCUCGCUGGUGCGGGCGGCUCCGGCGGCGGCGGCGGCGGCGGCGGCGGCCUCGGCGGAGCGCGGUGGCCUUCCCCGGGUCCAGGAGCCAUGGAGCCCACGGCGGGUGACUUACAGCUUGUGCCUGGGGCGGCAAAGGAAGUCCCGGCUCCCGAUGCCACGUGCUGCCGUGUGGCCCUCUCCGCUGUGGUGGCCACCGGCAUUGUCAUGGUCACCCUGGGAGUCCUCGUGGCCUCCCUCUCUACACAGGGUGUCGACGUGGAGCACACGGCUGAGCUGCAAGGGGUCCAGUAUGCCCGCAGCUUGCAGCAAGAGACCUCAGAGUACUACCGCACGCUGACGCCCACUCUGGAAAGGCUGUUUGUGAGCAGCUUCCAGAAGACAGAGUUGGAGGCCAGCUGUGUGGGCUGUACCGUGCUAGGUUACAGGGAUGGGAAUUCCAGUGUCUUCGUGCAUUUCCGGCUCCACUUCUUGCUGCAAGCCCUGCAGCCACUGAGCCUGGGCCUGGAGGAGGAUCUAUUGCAGCAGGGACUCAGAGCAAGGCUGCAGGGGCAUGGUAUCCCCCUGGCUGCCCACGGCACCAUCAUGUCCGCUGAGCUCACAGGCAAUCAGAAAGGGCCACUGACAGAAAGAGACUUAAAAUCAGCAGGUCACUGUCCAGGGAACACCUUUUCCUGCCAGAACAGCCAGUGUGUGACCAAAGUGAACCCGGAGUGUGACGACCGAGUGGAUUGCUCCGAUGGAUCUGAUGAGGCCCACUGUGACUGCGGUCUACAGCCCGGCUGGAAGACAGCCGGCCGGAUCGUGGGCGGCAUGGAAGCGUCCCCCGGGGAGUUCCCGUGGCAAGUCAGCCUUCGAGAGAACAAUGAGCACUUCUGUGGGGCUGCCAUCGUCGGGGCCCGGUGGCUGGUGUCUGCAGCCCACUGCUUCAACGAGUUCCAAGACCCGAGAGAGUGGGUGGCCUACGCGGGCACGACGUACCUCAGCGGGGCCGAGGCCAGCACGGUGCGGGCGCGCGUGGCCCGCAUCCUCCCGCACCCGCUCUACAACGCGGACACGGCCGACUUCGACGUGGCGGUCCUGCAGCUGGACAGGCCCCUGCCCUUCGGCAGGCACGUCCAGCCCGUGUGCCUCCCCGCAGCCACGCACGUCUUCCCGCCCCGGAGGAGGUGCCUGAUCUCCGGCUGGGGCUACCUCAGGGAGGACUUCCUGGUGAAGCCAGAGACGCUGCAGAAAGCCACCGUGGAGCUGCUGGACCAGGGCCUGUGUGCAAGUCUGUAUGGCCACUCGCUCACCGACAGGAUGGUGUGUGCCGGCUACCUGGAUGGGAAGGUGGACUCCUGCCAGGGUGACUCAGGAGGCCCCCUGGUCUGCGAGGAGCCCUCCGGCAGGUUCUUCCUGGCCGGCAUCGUGAGCUGGGGUAUUGGCUGUGCGGAAGCCCGGCGUCCCGGGGUCUAUGCCCGCGUGACCAGGCUGCGGGACUGGAUCCUGGAGGCCAUCACCAUGGUGAGCAAGCCUCUGGCCCCCACCGUGGCUCCCACCUCCGCCAGCCACAGCACUGCCCGGCCCACCAGUCCCGAGAGCCCGGUGGUCCACACCCCCGCCAGACCCACGCGGGGCCCCAGCACGGCGCCUCCUGACUCAGGGACAGCCUCUAAGCCACAAGAGUGUGGGGCCAGGCCCGCCAUGGAGAAGCCCACGCGGAUCGUGGGCGGGCUGGGAGCCGCCUCUGGGGAGGUGCCCUGGCAGGUCAGCCUGAAGGAAGGUUCCCGGCACUUCUGUGGUGCGACCCUGGUGGGCGACCGCUGGCUGCUGUCGGCUGCCCACUGCUUCAACCACACGAAGGUGGAGCUGGUGCGGGCCCACCUGGGCUCCGUGUCCCUCGCGGGCGUUGGUGGAAGCCCGGUGAAGAUGGAGCUCAGGAGGCUGGUGCUGCACCCCCAGUAUGACCCCGGUGUCCUGGACUUCGACGUGGCCGUCCUGGAGCUGGCCAGGCCCCUGGGUUUCAACAUGUUCAUCCAGCCCGUGUGCCUGCCCCUGGCCAUCCAGAAGUUCCCCGUGGGCCGCAAGUGCAUGAUCUCCGGAUGGGGUAACACGCAGGAGGGCAACGCCACCAAGCCCGACAUUCUACAGAGAGCGUCCGUGGGCAUCAUAGACCAGAAGGCCUGCAGCGCCCUCUACAACUUCUCCCUCACGGACCGGAUGCUGUGCGCCGGCUUCCUGGAGGGCAAGGUCGACUCCUGCCAGGGUGACUCUGGCGGACCCCUGGCCUGCGAGGAGGCCCCCGGGGUGUUUUACCUGGCGGGGAUCGUGAGCUGGGGGGUCGGCUGUGCUCAGGCCCAGAGGCCCGGCGUGUACACUCGCGUCACCAGGCUGAAGGGCUGGAUCCUGGACACCAUGUCCUCGGGCCCCCUGCCCAGCCCUCCCCCGCCCACCACGGGACCCCCCGCUGCCACCAGGCCUUCCUCCAGGACGGCAGCUGGCCCCACGGUCCCGGGGGUCCUGGCCAGCAGAGCCACCCUCCCAGCCACCCACAGGGCGACCAGCCAACCUGCCAGCAGGACUGCCACCACCGUGAGCACAGCUGCGGGGGGACAAACGCCACCUCCAAGCUCCCCUGGCACCACCGUGGGCUUCCAGCCACCAGGCUGCGGCCUGGCACCCGUGGCAGCGAUGACCAGGAUCGUGGGCGGCAGCGCCGCGGGCCGCGGGGAGUGGCCGUGGCAGGUGAGCCUGUGGCUGCGGCGCCGGGAGCACCGCUGCGGGGCCGUCCUGGUGGCCGAGAGGUGGCUGCUGUCGGCGGCGCACUGCUUCGAUGUCUACGGGGACCCCAAGCAGUGGGCGGCCCUCCUGGGCACGCCGUUCCUGAGCGUCGCCGGGGGGCAGCUGCGGCGCGUGGCGCGCAUCUACAAGCACCCCUUCUACAACCUCUACACGCUCGACUACGACGUGGCGCUGCUCGAGCUGGCGGGCCCCGUGCGCCGCAGCCGCCUGGUGCGGCCCAUCUGCCUGCCCGAGCCCACGCCGCGGCCCCCCGACGGCGCGCGCUGCGUCAUCACCGGCUGGGGCUCGGUGCGCGAGGGAGGCUCGAUGGCGCGGCAGCUGCAGAAGGCGGCCGUGCGCCUCCUCAGCGAGCAGACGUGCCGCCGCUUCUACCCAGUGCAGAUCAGCAGCCGCAUGUUGUGCGCCGGCUUCCCGCAGGGCGGCGUGGACAGCUGCUCGGGUGACGCUGGGGGACCCCUGGCCUGCAGGGAGCCCUCUGGCCGGUGGGUGCUAACUGGUGUCACCAGCUGGGGUUACGGCUGCGGACGGCCCCACUUCCCGGGUGUCUAUACUCGGGUGGCUGCCGUGAGAGGCUGGAUCGGGCAGAACAUCCAGGAGUGACCGGCCCGUGGCUGCCCACGCCUGGGACAAGAGAGGUGAACGCAGCAGGAAGCGGCUGGCCCCUCUGCCCGAGGAGGGGAGUCUGGGGCGCGGGCGGGAGGUGAGGGGCUGCGGGUAACCGGGCGCAACCUUACUGCGUAUUUUGUUGCAAUAAACAGCCCCUCGUCCCUAGCCAGCCGGCUCAGCACCUCCGUGUCACAGCAGGACCACUUGCCCGCCCCUCAGCCCGGCCUGGGGGUGGGAGGGUGCGGGGGAGAGGAAGCGAGGCCUCCUGGGGGCGAGGACCACCCUCCAAGGCUUCGGCGCAGCAGCUGGGGAGGGGGCUG
Mirounga angustirostris (Northern elephant seal) is the source of this 4839-nucleotide messenger RNA. RefSeq names its product transmembrane serine protease 9 (gene TMPRSS9). Gene Ontology annotation, molecular function: protein binding; serine-type endopeptidase activity. Lineage: Eukaryota; Metazoa; Chordata; Mammalia; Carnivora; Phocidae. Gene Ontology annotation, biological process: proteolysis. The record is from RefSeq and is a predicted model, not a curated record.